Messenger RNA from Adineta steineri, 585 nucleotides. The record is from the annotation of a GenBank genome assembly. NCBI's taxonomy places the organism in Eukaryota, Metazoa, Rotifera, Eurotatoria, Adinetida, Adinetidae.
AUGGUAGUCACUUUUGUAACGGGUAACAAAAAUAAAUUAGCAGAAGUUCAAGCUAUAUUAGCCGAUGUAUUACCUAAUUUAAAAUCACAAGAUCUCGAUUUACCAGAAUAUCAAGGUGAAGCGGAAGAAAUUUCUAGAGAAAAAGCUAAAUUAGCUGCUCAAAGUGUCAAUGGUCCUGUUUUAAUUGAAGAUACAUCUCUUUGUUUUAAUGCUUUACAUGGUCUUCCAGGACCAUAUAUUAAAUGGUUUCUAGAUAAAAUAGGUCAUGAUGGUUUAAAUAAAUUACUUGUUGGUUUUGAUGAUAAAACAGCGUAUGCACAAUGUGUAUUUGCAUUUUGUGCUGGACCAACAAGUGAACCAAUUGUAUUUGAUGGUCGAUGUAAUGGACGAAUCGUUCCAGCACGUGGACCUAAUGCAUUUGGAUGGGAUCCAAUAUUUCAACCAGAUAAUGAUCAAGGACAAGCAGGAAAUCAAACAUUUGCUGAAAUGGAUAAAAUUGAAAAGAAUAGAAUUAGUCAUCGAAGUCGAUCACUUCAAUUAGUUAAAGAUUAUUUUGCUCAACAUCCAGAAUAUCAUACAAAAUAA